UAUUACAGUAAAAGCGCCUGGACGUGCUGCGCCUCACAGUAGCGGGGGAGGAGGGCGACCAACAUGGUCAUACGGAACUCGAAAUUAUCUGUGUAGCUGUCUCUGCCGUUUUAUCCCCCCGACCGAAAAGUGAACUGGCAUCCUAAGGCAUGGCAGCGAAGGAAGACAUUUAUUCCAAAAUUAUUCCCCGCAGACUCCGGCCAAACCGACAAAACGCCGUUAAACACGGCUCGCAUUUGGACGUGCUGUUAUUGAUGGGCUUCCCUCACAACCGAGCGUUGAAGGCACUGGUUUCUACAGGAGGCAGGAAUGUACAACUUGCUUGUGACUGGCUUUUCUCCCAUGUAGAUGACCCUUUUCUGGACGACCCCUUACCCAGAGAGUAUGUACUGUACCUACGGCCUAGUGGCCCUCUUCAGAACCAACUGUCUCACUUCUGGCAGCAGUCACGCCUCACCUGCGGCAAGAACAAAGCCCACAACAUAUUUCCUCACAUCACACUCUGUCAGUUCUUCAUGUGUGCAGACAGUAAGGUGGAAGCUCUAUGUGGGGCUUUGCAGUCCACAGUUAAUCAGUGGAGAGGCCGCUUCCCUAGCCCUUUGCCCUUAGAGCUCUACACCUCUUCAAAUUUUAUCGGCCUCUUCGUCGAGGAGCAGAUCGCUGAGACCCUGAAGAAAUUUGCUUUCGACUUUGCUGCAGAAGCUGCUACUAAAGCAGAUGUACAAGUGGAGCCACAUAAGAAGCAGCUGCAUGUGACUCUAGCCUACAACUUUCCAAGCAGCCAUUUGGCUUCCUUGGAGAAACUGGCAAGAGGAAUUGAAGUCAAGCUCAGUUGCGAUUGGCUUGCUGUUCUCUUCUCACGGGAUGUCAGAUUUGCAAAUCAUGAGACUCUGAAGGUAAUGUACCCAUACAUUCCUCAGAAUGAAGAUGAGCUGGAGCUGGUACCAGGGGAUUUUAUUUUCACCUCUCCAGUGGAGCAUAUGAGCACCAGUGAGGGAUGGGUGUAUGGCACCUCUCUGAGCACAGGGCUUUCCGGGCUGCUUCCUGAAAAUUAUGUUAGUCGGGCUGACGAGUGUGACACCUGGGUCUUCCAUGGGUCGCACUCAUUCUUCAGUGCCUUGCCUUCAGAAAAAAGCAACAAAGAGAGCAGAACACUGGAUGGGCUGCUCAGCAUUCAGUGCCUAGAUAAUUCAAAAGCUGGAGACUCAUCUAUUAUGAAUGUAGUCUGCCAACCUAUGCAGGUACUCAGAGUUAACAGUCACUCUCAGUCCCCUAAAAGAACCCUGUUUGUAUGUCGUCAUGGAGAGAGAAUGGAUGUGGUGUUCGGGAAACACUGGCUCUCACAGUGCUCAGAUGCCAAAGGCAGAUAUGUGCGAAGUAACCUGAACAUGCCCCCUUCUCUGCCGGCUUGGGGUGGGAACCGAGAUUAUGACAUGGACGCUCCCAUUACGGUGUUUGGAGCAAUACAGGCCAGGACUGUGGGUGAGGCAUUACUGGAGAAUAAUACUACUAUUGACUUUGUAUACUGCUCGCCCAGUCUCCGCUGUGUCCAAACAGCCCACGAGAUUCUCAAAGGUAUGAAGCGGGAAGGGAAGUUGAGGAUACGAGUGGAGCCGGGGUUAUUUGAAUGGACAAAAUGGGUCUCUGGAAAUUCUUUACCUGCAUGGAUUUCUCCUAUAGGCCUUGCUGCAGCCAAUCUCAGUGUUGACACAACAUACAAACCUCAUAUAUCCAUUACUAAACUAAAUGUGUCUGAGUCCUACGACACCUACAUGAGCCGCAGUUACAGAGUGACCAAAGACAUCCUGGCAGACUGCAAAAAUAAGGGAAACAACAUUCUCAUCGUGGCCCAUGCUUCAUCUCUAGAGGCCUGCACCCGCCAGCUCCAAGGCCUCACCCCACACAACGCCAAAGAGUUUGUCCAAGUCGUCAGGAAGAUUCCAUAUCUGGGUCUAUGUGCAUGUGAAGAGCAAGACACUGGUGCGUGGCAGCUGGUAGACCCACCUAUCCUCCCGCUCACACACGGACCCAAUCACAGCUUCAGUUGGAGGGAGACUCUACAGCAGGAAUGACAUUCCCUGACCUGUCUGCUAACAGCUCUGGAGGGCUGUGCAUCCUGCUGUCUUUGAUGCACUGGGACUCUGAUCAACAAUUUUGUGCUUGUGUGAUUAAUCUCUGGGACAUUAACAUCAUGUUUUACGUUUACAAGUGGAAUAGGGACAGUAAACUGAUGGAUGUAUUUUAUUUAAAUAUGUGAUAUAGUUAUCUUGGAUGCAGGGUAUUCUCAGGGCAUUGUUAAUCCCUCUUAGUAGGUAAGGCACAAGACCAAUCGCACAAACGGCAUAAUUCACCCAGACUGUCUACAGACAUGAGUUUGGGGACAGCUCGUUCUGUUAAAAACUGAGUCUUGUGUAAAAUUUUUCCUUGAUCUGUCAAAAAUGUGAUUGGCAGGGUAAUAUGUGCAACUCUCUUAGCACUUUUUAUAAUCAUGCUAUGCAUAUUAACUUGAUCGAACUAUAACAUUGUAUUAAGGCACUGCUUUGUGAUUUACUUUUAAUUUCUGUAAGUAAAUAAAGACAUUCACUAACAA
Messenger RNA from Pangasianodon hypophthalmus (striped catfish), 2590 nucleotides. It is a transcript of the gene ubash3bb, whose product is annotated as ubiquitin associated and SH3 domain containing Bb. Lineage: Eukaryota; Metazoa; Chordata; Actinopteri; Siluriformes; Pangasiidae. Gene Ontology annotation, molecular function: protein binding. The record is from RefSeq and is a predicted model, not a curated record. The coding region runs from base 150 to 2072 and encodes 640 amino acids. The transcript is spliced from 14 exons.